AUGACACGAUCACUUGAACAUGGGCUCAACUCAAGAGACGAGUCGCAAUCCGUAGCCGCUACGGCGAACCGGCUCAUCCGGAAACUUUACCAGGCAGCCAAGCCGACAACGUACCCAAAAUAUGCUUUCGCCAUCCGGCGUAUGCGGACGGUGAUAAUAUCCUCAUCUCCAAGGCAGCACUGGACGAGGGCGGUAUUCACUACGGCCACGGCAUACACGGCCUGCGCUGUCCUGGCAGAUUCCCGAUAUGACGGUUACCUAUCCUUGUCAUCUGCCGGCACCUCGAUCGACUGUGAGCCAGAUGAAACAUUGACAGAACCAAACUAUUACUUUCACGUGCCCGGAGUAGCACAAUACGACCUUGUCGCCGACUUCAAUCGUAGCGUCUUUCCUCAUGGGAAAUUUGCCCCCAGCAUGGUUAUGCGACAACGUCAAGAUCUCCAGAGCUACUGGUCUACCUCGGCAAACGACUUGGGCUGGCAUCGUCUUGUCGAGUUACCGACAGUACUUUGGGCACGGAGGCAGCCCGUCUACUUCCCGAGUCAGAUGAACUUCAAGCUGUGGCACGCGCCGCCGGGUCGUCCACCAAGACGACUAUCCAUCGAUUCGGCUCCCUCAUCUGCACCCCCAAUAUUUGUACAGCACAUAGCGCGGCAGACGAAUCUGGCAACGCAGCCAGCGCCAGCGCCAAAGAUGGAAAUACGCAACCGCGGGCUGGAGGCACAGAUCGAAGCCAUUCAGCAUCCCUUUGAAGUAAACAUCCGAGGUUUGACCACCACGCAGCCGGCCGUGGAAUACACGCUUCAAGAGUGGAGCCUGCAGAGAUGGCUGUGA
Messenger RNA from Ustilaginoidea virens, 834 nucleotides. RefSeq lists its product as uncharacterized. The transcript has 3 exons. Bases 1 to 834 code for a protein of 277 amino acids. The record is from RefSeq and is a predicted model, not a curated record. Lineage: Eukaryota; Fungi; Ascomycota; Sordariomycetes; Hypocreales; Clavicipitaceae.